Molecule: messenger RNA, 1587 nt
Organism: Clarias gariepinus (North African catfish)
Lineage: Eukaryota; Metazoa; Chordata; Actinopteri; Siluriformes; Clariidae
Product: olfactory receptor 10J5-like
Exons: 3
Coding region: 1-1587 (528 amino acids)
Biological process (GO): G protein-coupled receptor signaling pathway
Cellular component (GO): membrane
Molecular function (GO): G protein-coupled receptor activity; olfactory receptor activity
Source: RefSeq, a predicted model, not a curated record
AUGGAUUUUUUGCAAUUAAUGGAGGGUACUAAUGUUACAUAUUUAACACUUGAUGGACAUGUGGCUUUAAACAAUUAUAGAUAUGUUUAUUUCUCAAUUACUCUUACAGUGUACAUAUCAAUUAUUGUGUUUAAUACUAUUAUAAUUUUUGUAAUAUUUAUUAACAGACAUCUCCAUGAGCCCAUGUAUAUUUUCAUUGCUGCGUUGCUUUGUAAUGCUCUCUCUGGAGCAACAGCUCUUUAUCCUAAACUGCUCAUUGACUUGCUGUCUGAAAAACAAAUUGCUUCUUAUUCAGGCUGUUUAUUUCAGGCUUUCUAUGUUUAUUGGUAUGCUUCUUCAGAGUUUGCCUUGUUAUCAGCUAUGGCCUAUGACAGAUAUGUGGCCAUCUGUAAACCACUGCAUUAUACAGCUCUUAUAAACAUGAGAACUGUCAAAAAGCUUUUAUGUUUAUCAUGGCUUUUGCCUUGUUGUGAAAUUGGUACAGGAGCUUUACUCAUAUCCCAGCUUCAGCUAUGUGAAUUUAAAUUAAAACGAAUAUACUGUCAUGGUUACUCAAUUAUCAAAUUAGGCUGUACAGAAGUAUCUCUUAAUUAUUUAUAUGGAAUUUUUAUUUUUUGCAUUGCUGAAUUUCCACCACUGAUCUUCAUAUUUUACUCAUAUGUUAAAAUAAUCUUUGUGUGUUUAAAAAAUUCAAAGGAUUUCAGAAGAAAAGCUUUACAAACAUGUUUACCACAUCUACUAAUUUUUAUAAUUUUUUUUGUUAAUACAUGUUUUGAAAUUAUAAAUUCCAGAGUAGACUCUAAUCAGAUUCCUCACAUUAUUAUCAUGAUCCUGUCAGUUGCAUAUUUAUUAAUUCCUCCUUUAUUCAAUCCCAUAAUAUAUGGAUUAAAACUGCAAGAGAUUUUUAAAAUCAUUAAGAGACUUGUUUCAUGGAAAAAUUGGACCAAGGUUUAUUUUAGGCAGAAGCAUGGAGAGCAGCCCGCCACCUCUACUACUGCCAUGGUGCGAAAUCUGCUGCUGGGCACCUUCGACUUGGAGACUCGAAGCUGCAACCUGAAUGGCGAAGUGGAGACAGAAACCAAACUCUACCACCUGCGGCAGGGUGGAUCUUCUGUGAGCCGUUAUACAGCUGAAUUUCGAACCCUUGCUGUGCAGACCAACUGGGGGGAUGCUGCGCUCCGGACAUCCUUCUACGGGGGACUGGCUUCACGGAUAAAAGAUGAGCUCGCCAGGCGAGAGUUGCCCGCCACACUGAAAGGGUUGAUCCAGCUCGUCCUCCGUAUUGAUCAGCGCCUUCUCUCUUGCCCAAAGCCAGCCCCGAGGACCCUGCCGCAUGCACCCACCUUCUCCUAUGCCACACCACGACAACCUACAGCCUUCACUACCACUACUCUUCAACCACUUCCCAUUCCUCGAUGGCCCUGGAUGCACAUCUCCCUGGACUUCAUCACGGGCCUGCCGGAAAAAUACCAUCCUCACUAUAAUCAACCGGUUCUCCAAAGCAGUACACCUGGUGCCCCUUACCAGACUCCCAUCAGCCAAGGACACCGCCAAGCUGAUAUUGGAACAUGUAGUCCGACUGCAUGA